This is a messenger RNA of Gekko japonicus, 4111 nucleotides long. Its product is annotated as protein DDI1 homolog 2. The transcript has 9 exons. Bases 65 to 2944 code for a protein of 959 amino acids. Gene Ontology annotation, molecular function: protein binding; aspartic-type endopeptidase activity. Gene Ontology annotation, biological process: proteolysis. Lineage: Eukaryota; Metazoa; Chordata; Lepidosauria; Squamata; Gekkonidae. The record is from RefSeq and is a predicted model, not a curated record.
GCGGGUCGGCCUGAGGCGGCGGCGGCGGCGUGGAGGAGGAGGGGGCCGGGCCGGGGGCGCCGCGAUGCUGCUGACGGUCUUCUGCCUGCGGCGGGACCGCUCCGAGCUGACCUUCUCGCUGCAGGUGGACGCCGACUUCGAGCUGCAGAACUUCCGCGCCCUCUGCGAGCUCGAGUCCGGCAUCCCCGCCGCCGAGAGCCAGAUUGUCUAUGCAGAGGUGCCUCUAACCGACAACCACAGAUCGUUGGCUUCCUAUGGCUUGAAAGAUGGGGACGUGGUGGUAUUGCAGCAAAUGGAGAAUGCAGAGAGGCGGGCUCCAUUCCCUGGCUUGCCCAGGAUAGACUUCAGCAGCAUCACAGUGCCGGGGACGUCGGCACAAGCAGCCCAGCCACUGCCACAGCAGCCUGCACCACCCCCUCGCACGUCUCCUCCUGAAGUCCCCCCCGCCCCCCAGGGCUUGGACAACCCGGCUCUCUUGCGGGACAUGCUGCUCGCCAACCCGCAUGAGCUCUCCCUGCUGAAGGAGCGCAACCCACCCCUGGCAGAAGCCCUGCUGAGCGGAGACCUUGAGAAGUUCUCCCAGGUGCUGGUGGAGCAGCAGCAGGACCGAGCGCGCCGGGAGCAGGAGCGGAUCCGCCUCUUCUCUGCCGACCCUUUUGAUCUGGAGGCUCAGGCAAAGAUUGAAGAGGACAUCCGGCAGCAGAACAUUGAGGAGAACAUGACGAUCGCCAUGGAGGAGGCCCCCGAGAGCUUCGGCCAGGUGGUGAUGCUGUACAUCAACUGCAAGGUCAACGGCCACCCCGUGAAGGCCUUCGUGGACUCGGGGGCCCAGAUGACCAUCAUGAGCCAAGCGUGUGCUGAUAGGUGCAACAUCAUGCGACUCGUGGACCGGCGGUGGGCAGGCAUUGCCAAGGGUGUGGGCACUCAGAAGAUCAUUGGCAGAGUGCACCUCGCUCAGGUUCAGAUCGAAGGGGACUUCCUGCCGUGUUCCUUCUCCAUCCUGGAGGAGCAGCCCAUGGACAUGCUGCUGGGACUGGACAUGCUGAAGAGGCACCAGUGUUCCAUCGACCUCAAGAAGAACGUCUUGGUGAUCGGCACCACCGGUUCUCAGACGACCUUCCUGCCGGAGGGGGAGCUCCCCGAGUGCGCGAGGCUGGCCUAUGGGGCCGGCCGGGAGGAUAUGAGGCCAGAGGAGAUAGCAGACCACGAACUGGCAGAGGCCAUCCAGAAGUCCGUCGAGGAAGCAGAGAAUCCUGACAAAGAAACUACCUCACCAGAAACAUCUUCGCUACCGAGUUCUGAUGGAUUUAAACGUCCCGUCCGUUUUCCGGAAAUGGGUGUGAAGACCAGUAAGUCCUUCGGCCGGUCACUCGACCGCUCCAUCUCUGCUCCUACCCUCGGCCGCCACCGGCCCAGCCCAGCUGAGACUGUUCGCCCUCGACCUGCAAAGUCUGUAGAGUCCCUUCCCGAAUGCCCAGCUGCUCGAGGGAGGGGAGAACGGCCUCUUUCCGAUCGCGAUGCUUUCAGCCAUGUUGAUGCUUCUCUAGCUGGAACAGAACUGUCGUGUAGUCCAAAUAGUCCUUCACUGAACACACCUGCCAAGCCAUCUCGUGCUCAGGGCAGCGGCCCAGGUCUGGCGCCUCCGCUGGAAGAAGCAGAGGGGAGCCGUUUGCCACUAGGCGCUGCUGCUCCGCUGCCUUCCUCGCGCCUGGAACUGAGCCAAACGGGCCCCCAGCCACCCGAGGAGGAGCUUGGCAUGGAACAGUCGCCAGGCGAGCCACUUCAGGCAUCCGGGUCCCGGGAGGAUGUGUCUGCCACGGGUGCAGACGGAGGGCUGGCCCCUGACCCCUUUAUGCCUGAAGGGAGCGGAGCCAAGGACAGCAAGUCGACACUUCCCUGUGAGGAGGAGGAGGAGGGGACUCAGAGCCCAGGAUCUGCACCAGACGAGCUCCCCGGGAAUGAAGCCCUCAUGGAAGUGGAGGCCACCGGCCAGGCCUUCCUGGGAGAGCAGAAUGCCCAUUGGCCGGCUGGGAGCCCCGAGUGUUCUGCGAUGGAGGCCGAAUCGUCCAAGUCUUCGCUCCCCGUGGAUCCUCUUCCUGCGAGUGACUUGAAGCCGACUGGGAGAAGAAGGCUCGCCUCCACAGACACACCUGCCGCGGUUGGUGUCUCGGGCCCUCUUCCUCCUCCUGAAGGGCAGCUGAGCCGUCAGGCAGAAGAGGCUUCGCCGUCUCUGGCCUCUGCCUUGAAGGAGCUCCAUCAGCUCCUGGUUGCGAGUUAUAAGAAGGCCUCUUGGAACGAGAGCGUUGAUCAGCCAGGGGCCCUUCCUGAUGAGGAAACUGCAGAGGAGGUCUUUGAAGGGAGACCACGUGACUGUCGCGACCGAGACGUCCAGGAUGUGGAGCUCCCCUCUCCUGAAGGGGUGACUGGAUGUGUCCACAACGACACCUCAGCAGGGGGACAGGAGACACUGGGAUUGCCUGGCAGAGGUGCUCUGGUCAUCGAAGAGCCUUUGGACUUGGAUUUGAGUCGCUCAGUUGUACCUUCAGCGGCCUCCCGUGAACCUUCCAGUGCUGAAUGCUCUGAAACGUUACCUCCGUGUUUCUCUUCUGACCAAACUGCAGGCAGUGAAGCUUUGGCGCAGAACCAGCCUCCCUCCAGCCUUGCCCAGGGCCGUGAAUCUCGGAGCGUUUUGAAUUUCCCCCCAGGAGAACCCAGAAUGCCCGUCUCCUCAAGCACCGGUGAACCAGGUGCUCUGCACAUCUGCUCUCCGGAAAGUGAUUCUGCCGCUCCUCCGCUUCCAGUUUUCCCCUCUGGGGACAUUGAGCAGAUUGUGAGAGCGGGCUUUACACCCCAGGAAGCCAGCGAGGCUCUGGAGCGCGCGGGUGGGGAGGUGGAUCUUGCCCUCCUUAUUUUGCUAGCCAAGAAGAUUGUCGUUCCUCCGUGACCCGAAGAAGAUGGCCUGGCUUCUGCUGCAUACUUCUGAAUCGCGUAGAGUAUCCUGCUUUGAUGAUUGAGCCAGACAUUUAAAAAAACAAAAUCCUUUCCUUUCAGCCAAAGCAUCUUCUGUCUGUCUCUCGCCCCCCCCCCCCAAUGUUCAAUUCAGGCUUUUUAAAAAAUCAAAUCUUGUAUCACACAUCAACUUUUAAUUACUAUUAUUAAGGCAAUGCAUUAUGGAAUAAAGAUAAAUCUUUUAUUCAAACCCCUGGUUUUAAAGAAAGAUACAAGAUUAGAAUAAGCUAUAAAACAUUGCUUUGGAAACGCCUUCUGAAAGGAGCGGGAGCCGUGCGGGACCACGUAUUGUGCCUGUGUGAGAUGCAUCCAUGUCAGCAGGGUUUGUGCCAUAGAUGCUCCUGCUGAGCAUGUGAGCUGAUGGUGCUUGGCAAGCGACAGAGCAUGGGAGUGGUGCUUGUGUGAGAGCAUGGGGUGUGCGGCCGUGCAGGGGAGGCGUGUGGGCGCCCGGCCCAGGCCUUUGCUGGGAUCCCGAGAGGGGGAGCGCUCCCUCUUCCCCCACAGGGCCACCCGUUCGGCCUUGGCAUGGUGGGGCCCAGCAGGCCUGGAAGCGGCAUGAGGAGGAGGAGGGGGCAGGUGUGCCUUGCCUCUGCCAGGUUUAAGGGCAUCCGCCAAGAACACUCCCAGUCGCAAAGGGCCAGCGCUUUGCCAGGUGAUGCUGGUGUCCUGUCUUGCCGGCUGGGUCCCUCUGGCAGUGCUGCAUCCCUGUGCCUCUGGGGCACUGCCUCAUUAGCAGCUGAGAGGGAGGUGGGGGCAAUCUACUGAGAGAAGCCAUGCAGGCUGCCAGGAUGGGUCAUACCCUCUGUGGGCGAGGCUUCCCAGGGGUGGGCUAGUAGUGACCAGUCAGUGGAUUCUGAAAACACCCCCGUGUCAACACUGUAGAAGAUUCGGAUUUCCUGGCAUGGCGGGAGGGAUGCAUCCCUUUCUCCCACCCGAAGAAGAGAGUCUCUGCUCCUCACGGCAGAUGUCCCGUAUUGCCACGGCUGGGUGCGCAGCAGGCCUGAAAGAAUGUGCUUAAUCCAGUGUGCCCGUCUGUUGCCCUCACCCUUUGGGUUCAGUGGGUCCCUCUCGACGUUGUAGGACCCUGACAGUGUUUCCUCAC